Messenger RNA from Conger conger (European conger), 3294 nucleotides. RefSeq lists its product as uncharacterized. Gene Ontology annotation, molecular function: 3-oxoacyl-[acyl-carrier-protein] synthase activity; fatty acid synthase activity. Gene Ontology annotation, biological process: fatty acid biosynthetic process. The record is from RefSeq and is a predicted model, not a curated record. Lineage: Eukaryota; Metazoa; Chordata; Actinopteri; Anguilliformes; Congridae.
AUGGGAAAAGCUGGGAAAACUGGGACUACCAAAGCAGCCCUAAUUGAUGGGUUGAACGAGUUUGACCACAAGUUCUUUGGAAUCACUGAGGCAGAGGCUGACUUCAUGGAUCCCCAGCAGAAGCUCCUGCUGGAGUGCACCUACAGAGCCCUGGAGAAUGCUGGGAUAUCCAUGGAGAAGGCCAGUGGAACCAGAACUGGGGUUUUCAUUGGACUCAUGAAUAGGGACUAUGAGACACUUCUGAACAACAGCCCAACCACCAUUACCCACUACAACGGCACAGGAACAGCCAUAAGCAUAGCUGCCAACAGGAUCUCCUACACCUUCAACUUCGCUGGCCCCUCAUUGGGUAUUGACAGUGCCUGCUCAUCCUCUCUAGUGACUCUUCACUAUGCUGCCCAUGCAGUUAGACAAGAUGGCCGCUCUGUCACUCCAAUCACCAGGCCAUGUCUAAAAUGUCUGGCAUAUACAUCAGCAUGUCGGAGAAGCCACCUAAAGCACACAUACAGAGUGUUUCUGACAUCCUCUCUCAGUGACUUACAGGAGCAACUCAGAUUAGCACAAAGCUUAAAAUUAGUUUUUGUGUUUUGUGGAAAUGGAGUGACUUACAGAGGCAUGUGCAAGGAACUGUUGAAAGAGGAGCCAAUUUUCAGAGAAAAGAUGAAGGAGGUUGAGAACCUGUUUCUGAAUUACAAAAGCUCUAACAUUUCACAAAAACUGGAAAAUGACUAUGACAAUGAUGAUUAUUCAAAACCAGAUGUUGUCCAACCCCUUCUCUUUGCUAUCCAGGUUGCCAUUUUCAGCCUUCUAAAGCACUGGGGUAUUACACCUGAUGCCAUUCUUGGGCACUCUGUAGGAGAGGUUGCCGCUGCCCAUUGCUCUGGUCUGCUGUCUCUUGAGGAUGCAGUAAUGGUGAUCCAUUUCCGCAGUAUGUUGCAGAGCAAGGUGACAGGAGGGAAGAUGCUUGUUGUCAGUAACAUAGAGGUAUCAGAAAUCCUGCCUGCUUACUCAGGGAAGGUCUGCUUAGCUGCCUUCAACAGCCCUCAGUCUUGUACCCUAUCAGGUGAGGGAGAUGCAGUUGACUGUCUUCACCAUAAGUUGAAGACCUCCUUCAACAACAAGAAUCUGUUCCUUCACAUUUUAGAUGUCCGUGCUGCUUACCAUAGUCAUAUGAUGGACCCCAUCCUGGACCAAAUACAGAGCAGCAUAGGAUCCUUGCAGGAGAAUGAAAUGGAGGCAGAAUUGUUUUCAACGGUGACUGGAGAGCUAUGUUCCCAAUUGGAUUUUAGCUCAGGGAAAUAUUGGGUGAGGAAUGCCCAUGAGCCAGUUGCAUUUGAAAAGGCUUUGCAGGCUUAUACUGCCCUCUCUCAGGACGGAUUUCUGUAUGGUUCAGUCUUCCGACAGCUGGGAGAUGUGUACUAUGGUGAGGAAUUCAAGGAGGCUAUUUCAACCUUCAGGGUUUCUGAUGAAAUGAUGUGCCAGUUGCAGGACUACUAUGUUCAUCCUGUAAAGCUCCCAUUUCUCAAGGAAGUACCAUGCGUUUCCUUCUUUAUCCUUGCAUGGUAAAUCUUGCAUCGUAUACUCCCAAAAGUAAGACAAAAGAACAAGUUGAGCAUUAUUUCUCUUGAACCUAAUUCAAAUCUUUUGCAGGUGCUAAUGUUUACUGCAAAUCAGUCAGGGUGGAAUGCCAUUGUAGGGACCCAAUUUAGUGGACUGCUACAGAAUGUGAACAAGUGUGAUGCAUUUGUCCUUUUGCCUCCAUUUGAUGCAUCAUUGGUUGCUAAAGCUUGCAGUGUUUCUACUGUCAGAAACAUUGCUUUGGUGUAUGAGGUCAGGAUGCCUCCAAUUCUUUUGCAAAACAUGUUUAGAACUGAUAGUGAAAAUGUCUGUGUUCAGAUCAUUCAGGCGGCUAUUCUGUUCCAGAAGGCAUACCUGAAGAAGCAGAAAGCAUUGCUUUACAGUUGGCUGAAAUCAAUGCAAAUUAUGGAAAUUCCAGUACUGAAAAACACCAUCUUUCAAAGAAUGAUUUCAAGAAGCAUUGAAUGCUGUUCUGUUCAGGAAUCAAAAUCCUACUUCAGCUCAGACACCACAUCUGUAGUUGUGCUUGAUGGAAACACUAAGGAUGAGGUCUCCAACCUUCCAAUACAAGAGAAGCCAAAACAACCUUUUCAGCAGAAAUCUGUUUACAUCGUGGCAGGGGGUCUUUCUGGGCUGGGGUUUGAAACAGUGAAGUUCAUUGCUCAAAGAGGAGGUGGGUGCAUUGCCAUUUUCAGCAGAAGGUCUUCGUCUCAUUUGCAACAUGAGAUAUCCGACCUGCAGAAUCGGUAUGGAGUGUCAAUCAUCAGUCUACAGUGUGAUGUGUCAGUUUCAGAACAGGUUGUGAAGGCAGUCACUGCAAUUGGACAGAUGUUUCCUUCUUGUCCAAUCAGAGGAGUAUUCCACAGUGCAGUCGUCCUGCAUGAUGGUCUACUUGAAACUCUUGACAAAUCACACUAUGAAAAAGUGUUCAAGCCAAAGGUUAAUGGUGCUAUGAAUCUCCAUCAUGCAACAAAGCGCUGCAAACUUCACUACUUUGUGUGCUACUCUUCCAUCACUUUCAUUGGCAAUGCCACUCAAACAAACUAUGCCACUGCCAAUUCGUUCCUGGACAUGUUUUGUUAUUAUCGGAGGCUUGGACUGGCUGCACAGUCCAUUAACUGGGGGGCUUUGAACCUCGACCUCCUAUUGAACAAGGAAUCUUUACAGAGAUUUUUGGAGACUAAGGGAAUGACAGUGAUGCAAGUAGCAGAAAUUCAUGAAGGCCUGGAGCAAUGUUUGUUGCAAAACAAUGCCCAACAGGUUGUGUACAAGUUCAGCUUCACAAACCUUCGGAGGCAUGUGCUGUCUCAAAACACAUCCCUCAAAAUGCGUCUGUCAGCUUUGGUAGAUGAAGAACUGAGAAACAUCAGCCUAACAGAACCUAGUGUACAACUGUCAACUUCACCCUCCUCACCAGGGGAAUAUGUCAGGACCAUGAUCAGCGAGACUUGCAAUGUAGACCUUCAAGAGCUGAGUGAUGGUACUACACUCUCUGCUCUGGGUGUCGACUCCAUGGUGUCCAUGACUCUGCAGAACCUCAUGUUUCAAGAGACAGGAGUCAAUGUUCCCCUUGUUAAAUUACUGGACCCAAACAGUACAAUCUCUACGUUGGUGUCAAUCUUGGAGGAAAGAGAAGAUCGGCAACUUAAGAAAGAUGUCAAAAAAUCUACUCUGAGUUUGACUGAACACGGAAAAUAUGAGAUCACACAGUUUUAG